CCUGGGCAACCCCCAGACUGACUCAUACACCCAUGGGAGUUUGAAGUGACAGAAUAAAUCUACAGAGACGAGGCUCGGGAUAACAUUUCAUAAAGCUGAGAGCAGAGCUGAGACCUCAGGAGAGACACACACAGCAUCCACAUAAAGACAUAAAGUUGGAGUCAUUGUCAUGUUUGUGGUCUUACUGAUCCUGCAUGCCAUCUCGGGUGCCCAUUCUCACGGGCCACCGUCUGUGAAACAGUGCCCGUCUGCGUGCCAGUGCGAGGAGGAUGGCAUCUUACUGCUUGUGGACUGCUCUGAACAAGGAUUAUCAUCCGUGCCAAGUGACCUGAGUCCUUUUACAUCCUACCUGGAUCUCAGCAUGAACAACAUCACCGAGAUCCAGCCCAAUGGUUUCCGCAAUCUACACUUCCUCAAUGAACUGAGGCUUUCGGGCAACCACCUGAGACACAUCCCUGGCUCCGCGCUUCAAGGCCUCUACAAUCUCAAAGUCCUGAUGUUGCAGAAUAACCAGUUAGAGAGACUGCCCGGAGAAGACCAUUGGGAAUUACCCAAUUUACUUUCUCUGCGUCUGGAUGCCAACCUGAUCACGGAGGUCCCUGCAAGGACCUUCUCGGGCAUGCGCUCACUGCGCCACCUCUGGCUCGAUGACAAUGCCCUAAAAGAGAUCCCAGUGAGCGCACUCAAUGAUCUCUCAUCACUGCAGGCCAUGACCCUCGCCCUAAACCGCAUCACCCACAUCCCAGACUUUGCCUUCAGGAACCUAUCCAACCUAGUUGUGCUGCAUCUUCAUAACAACAUGAUCCAGACUCUCGGACAGAACAGCUUUGAGGGACUACACAGCCUAGAGACUCUGGAACUGAAUUUCAAUGACCUUCAAGAGUUCCCUAUGGCUAUUCGCACGCUGGCUAAACUUCAGGAACUGGGUUUCCACAACAACAACAUCAAGGCCAUUCCUGAGAGAGCGUUUGUUGGGAACCCGCUUCUGCAGACCAUUCAUUUCUAUGAGAAUCCCAUCCAGUUUGUCGGCAGAUCAGCAUUUCAGUUCUUGCCCAAGUUACACACUCUCUCUUUGAACGGGGCCACUGAGAUCCGACAGUUUCCAGAUUUGAAAGGAACCACCAGCCUGCAAGUCCUCACGUUGACCCGAGCUGGACUGACAGGCCUGCCAUAUGACCUCUGCCACCUGCUUCCUAAAUUAAGAGUUCUUGAGCUGUCUCAUAAUGUGAUCGAAGAGCUGCCCAGUUUCUACCACUGCGCUUCUCUACAGGAGAUAGGCCUACAGCACAAUCUGAUCAAACAGAUUGAGAUGAACACAUUCCAACAACUCAACAGCUUACGCUCACUGGAUCUGAGUUGGAAUAGGAUCGAAACAAUCCACCCGGAUGCCUUUUCCUCCCUGCAGUCUCUUGUUAAACUGGACCUGACCGGUAAUAGGUUGACCAGUCUCCCACUAGCUGGGCUAACCAGCCUCACUCACCUAAAGCUGAAGAGCAACAUGGCACUCUCUCAUACAUUCAGAGAAGAGGACUUCCCCAACAUAAGGGUCGUAGAGAUGCCAUAUGCCUAUCAGUGCUGUGUAUUUGGAGCCUGCAGCAGUUACAAAGCAGCCAGUCAGGGGGAAGAGCAGAUGGGCAGUGAGGAGGAGGAUCUUCAGAAGAAAGCUUUGUCUCCGUUACCCAUUCACACCGACAACAACUAUGACCUUGAUCUGGAGGAAUUCCAGUUGGCUAUUGAGGAGUCCAAACUACAAACCAGCAUACAGUGUAGCCCUAUCCCAGGUCCAUUUAAACCAUGUGAUAACCUGUUUGAUAGUUGGGUGGUACGCCUCGGGAUGUGGCUCAUCUCUCUAGUCUCACUGAUGGGAAACAGUCUUCUCCUCUUGACAGUGUUUGCCUCUCCCAGCUAUCUCUCACCCGUCAAGUUCAUCAUCGGCAGCAUCAGCAGCACCAACCUGCUGACGGGCCUGUGCACCGGUACCCUGGCGCUAGUUGAUGCUCGGACAUUUGGGGAGUUCGCCCUGAACGGUGCUCAAUGGGAAAUGGGUGCUGGUUGCCAGGCAACAGGCUUUCUUUCAGUGCUUGCCUCAGAAGGCUCCAUACUCUUCCUCACCUUAGCAGCAGUGCAGUGCAGCGUGUCAGUGUCGUGUGCCCGAGCCUAUGGAAAGUCACCCUCUCUGGCAAGCGUGCGCGCUGCUGCAGUAGCAUGUUUGGCACUUUCACUGGCAGUUGCUGCUUUGCCCUUAAUAGGGGUUGGGGAGUAUGGGGCAACCCCCCUCUGCAUGCCAUCACCACUGCCAGAUGGAGUGCCCUCCACACUGGGCUUUAUGGUGGCCCUGAUCAUGAUGAAUUCCCUGUGCUUCUUAGUGAUUACCGGAACGUAUAUCAAGUUGUACUGGGACCUGAUGAAAGGUGACUUUGACAGCAUUUGGGAUUGCGCUAUGAUCAAACAUGUGGCCUGGCUCAUCUUCACCAACUGCCUGCUCUAUUGCCCAGUGGCCUUCCUCAGCUUCUCCUCCCUUCUGGGACUCUUUUCUGUAAGCGAGGAGGUUGUCAAAUCAGUUGUCCUUGUGCUUCUUCCUCUGCCGGCCAGCAUCAACCCUUUGCUCUACCUAUUCUUCAAUCCACACUUCCGUGAAGAUGCACGUCUCCUCUGGAGCAGAGCUUACCUACGCCAUGACCGCAACCUGGAUUCCUUUGUCUCUGUUGACACAGAAAAGAGCUCGUAUGACUCCACACAAGCUCUGGUGUCUUUUGCCGCAGAAGCAGAGUUUGAGGGUUCAUCAGCACCAACCCAAGACACGGCCACUCGAUUUUCUUGCCCACCCUCAGUGCAGCUCAUCCCAUGCCAGCUGCAGACGCAACCCUCAACGGAUAGGGAAAAUGUUGGAGAGAACAUGGCCAGGUCUACACCAGGACUAAGUGCAAAAGAGCAGGAAUUUCAGAAAAGCAGUGGACUUGGCACUAAUAAUGGAAGCCGUCUCUCUGGAGUCUACCACUCCCCACUUCUCUCAUCUCAUCCUUAAGUCGUCUUCAAAUAUCUUGAGUUUUCAAGGACCCUUUCAGUGUGAGAAAUCUUGAGCUCACGUAUGAAAUUACCCCUGAAACCAUCAGAGCUUAUGAACAAUGAACUACAUUGGAUUUGGGAAAAAUGUACCUAUACUUAAAGUCCCAAUUGCUACAUGACAUUCUAAAAAAAGGGAAACAACUUCCUUUUUGCAUAUUGUGACACGAUCUCAUGGGCCUUUAAAUAAUUUAUGCAACAAACUGAAAUGUACAAAAACUAAACAGCUUUGUAUUUUAUUUUUUGAACUUUUGUUUGUGUGAUACAGGUAUUACAGAGUACAGAUGAAUCUUAGGGAAUGUUUGCACGACAACAAUAGUACAAAAAUGGACUUUUAAAAAAGUAACUGUAAAACAAUCCACGUUCACAUGGAUCAGAGAAAACAACUAAAAACACGGUAUUAUGUGUGCCAGUCCAGUAGGUGGCGAUGUUAUUUUGUAA
Messenger RNA from Paramisgurnus dabryanus, 3504 nucleotides. It is a transcript of the gene lgr6, whose product is annotated as leucine-rich repeat containing G protein-coupled receptor 6. Lineage: Eukaryota; Metazoa; Chordata; Actinopteri; Cypriniformes; Cobitidae. The record is from RefSeq and is a predicted model, not a curated record. Gene Ontology annotation, cellular component: plasma membrane. Gene Ontology annotation, molecular function: G protein-coupled peptide receptor activity; protein-hormone receptor activity; protein binding. Gene Ontology annotation, biological process: hormone-mediated signaling pathway; activation of adenylate cyclase activity; adenylate cyclase-activating G protein-coupled receptor signaling pathway.